This is a messenger RNA of Anolis carolinensis (green anole), 4274 nucleotides long. RefSeq lists its product as uncharacterized. The record is from RefSeq and is a predicted model, not a curated record. The transcript is spliced from 2 exons. Bases 1351 to 2634 code for a protein of 427 amino acids. Lineage: Eukaryota; Metazoa; Chordata; Lepidosauria; Squamata; Anolidae.
AUUAUAAUGAUAUAUUUAUAUUACAUGUAAUGUUACUAAUAAUAUUGCAAUAUAGUCAUAUAGUACAAUAUAAUAAUAUAUAAUGCUUAUAUUGUGCUGUACUAAUAUUAUAAUAUACAUAUAAUAUUGAUAAUAUUCUGAUGUAUUACAAUAUAAUAAUAAUACACUAUUAUAAUGAUAUAUUUAUAUUAUAUGUAAUGUUACUAAUAAUAUUGCAAUAUAGUCAUAUAGUACAAUAUAAUAAUAUAUAAUGCUUGUAUUGUGCUGUACUAAUAAUAUAAUAUAUUGUAUGUACAGUAGAGUCUCACUUAUCCAACAUAAACGGGCCGGCAGAACGUUGGAUAAUCGAAUAUGUUGGAAACAUUAAGGAAAAGCCUAUUAAACAUCAAAAUAGGUUAUGAUUUUACAAAUUAAGCACCAAAACAUCAUGUUAUAGGUAGGAAGGCACCAUCUGAUCCCUCCUGACAGAUGGCCAUUCAUCCUCACUGUUCUAAUUAGUGAUAUGGAGAAGUAAGGCUUUAGAGGCAUAGAAUCCUACAUUUGGAAGGGAUCCCAGAGGCCAUCUAGUCCAACCCCAGUCUGCCAAGCAAGAAGGACACCAUCAAAGCCCUCCCGACAGGUGGACAUCCAGCUUGUCAUAGAAUUUUAGAGUUUGAAGGGGCCCCGAAGCCCGUCGAGUCCAACCCCAAUCUGCCUGACUGGAAGGAUACUAUCAAAGCCCUCCUGACAGAAGGCCAUCCAAAAAGCACUCUCUCCUGACGUUUCGCCCACAUUACUGACAGGCAUCCUCAGAGGUCGUGAGGUCUGUUGGAAACCAGGCAAGAGGGGUUUAUUAUCUAUCUGUGGGAUGAUGAUGUCCAGGGUGGGAGGAAGAAAGAACUCGUGCAUGUGGGAGGCAAGCGUGAAGCAUUCUCUCCUGAUGUUUCACCCACAACCAUGGAAGGCCGCCUCGGAGGUCCAAUAGUAUUACGGUAGAGUCUCACUUAUCAAACAUAAAUGGCUGGCAGAAUGUUGGAUAAGCAAAUAUCUUGGAUAAUAAGGAGGGAUUGAGGAAAAGCCUAUUAAACAUCAAAUUAGUUUAUGAUUUUACAAAUUAAGCACCAAAUCAUCACGUUAUACAACAAAUUUGACAGAAAAAGUACUUCAAUAUGCAGUAAUACUAUGUAGUAAUGACUGUAUUUACGAAUUUAGCACCAAAACAUCACAAUGUAUUGAAAACAUUGACUACAGAAGCAUUGACUACUAAAAGGUCGACUGCGUUGGAUAAUCUAGAAUGUUGGAUAAGCAAAUGUUGGAUAAGUGAGACUCUACUGAAUUCUGCGCCCAGGCUGGUACAUCCAAUGCUCUGCUAUGUUCCUUUUCUUCUUUUCAUACCUCUAUGUUCCUUUUCUGCAUUGCAGGGGCGCUCUUUACUUUUCAUACCUCUAUGUUCACUUUCUGCAUUGCGGGGGCGCUCUUUGCUUUUCAUACCUCUAUGUUCACUUUCUGCAUUGCGGGGGCGCUCUUUGCUUUUCAUACCUCUAUGUUCACUUUCUGCAUUGCGGGGGCGCUCUUUGCUUUUCAUACCUCUAUGUUCACUUUCCGCAUUGCGGGGGCGCUCUUUACUUUUCAUACCUCUAUGUUCACUUUCUGCAUUGCGGGGGCGCUCUUUACUUUUCAUACCUCUAUGUUCACUUUCUACAUUGCGGGGGCGCUCUUUGCUUUUCAUACCUCUAUGUUCACUUUCUGCAUUGCGGGGGCGCUCUUUACUUUUCAUACGUCUAUGUUCACUAUCCGCAUUGCGGGGGUCUCUUUACUUUUCAUACCUCUAUGUUCACUUUCUGCAUUGCGGGGGCGCUCUUUGCUUUUCAUACCUCUAUGUUCACUUUCUGCAUUGCGGGGGCGCUCUUUACUUUUCAUACCUCUAUGUUCACUUUCUACAUUGCGGGGGCGCUCUUUGCUUUUCAUACCUCUAUGUUCACUUUCUGCAUUGCGGGGGCGCUCUUUACUUUUCAUACCUCUAUGUUCACUUUCUGCAUUGCGGGGGCGCUCUUUGCUUUUCAUACCUCUAUGUUCACUUUCUGCAUUGCGGGGGCGCUCUUGACUUUUCAUACCUCUAUGUUGACUUCUGCAUUGUGGGGGCGCUCUUUGCUUUUCAUACCUCUAUGUUCACUUUCUGCAUUGCGGGGGCGCUCUUUACUUUUCAUACCUCUAUGUUCACUUUCUGCAUUGUGGGGGCGCUCUUCGCUUUUCAUACCUCUAUGUUCACUUUCUGCAUUGCAGGAGCGCUCUUUACUUUUCAUACUUCUAUGUUCCAUUUCCGCAUUGCGGGGGUCUCUUUACUUUUCAUACGUCUAUGUUCACUAUCCGCAUUGCGGGGGUCUCUUUACUUUUCAUACGUCUAUGUUCCAUUUCCGCAUUGCGGGGGCGCUCUUUACUUUUCAUACUUCUAUGUUCUAUUUCCGCAUUGCAGGGGCGCUCUUUACUUUUCAUACCUCUAUGUUCCUCCUAUCCCGCCUUUUCCCCCUCCGCCUCCGCUCUCUUCUCCCAUUGGUUGUUGCUUGGGAGGUCCCGCCCCUUUCCCCUUCCUUCGCUCCCUCAUUGGUCGAAGCGCGUCCUGGCAGAUAUGUAGUGCGGGGGCGUUUCCCAUCGUAGCCGCAAUAAUACAAAAUAAAGAAUUAUAUAAUAUCAGAGAUAUAUAGUCUUCGAGCUUAUUAAUAAUCGUUACGUAUGAUUAUGUUGUUUGAAUAUUAGGUGUAUGGAUGUGUCAGGGUUGGCGACGGAAGGGACGGGUGUGUGAUGGACCUGCCGGGACUUGGGGGCGGGGCAAGGGGCGUGGCCUGGCGCGUGAGGGCCGGGGAAGGGAACAGCCAAGAUGGCGGCCGGGCAAGGAUGGUAAUCGCAAAACAAUGGAAAAGUGAGAAAGCCCCAUCGAAAGAUGCCUGGCUGACCAAAUGGACUGAAAUAAAGGAUAUGGACAAACUUACCUUCUUAAUGAGAAAGAGCAACGGAAGAGCUAUAAGAGCCACGGACUGGUCAAACUUUGAAGACUACCUUGUUACUUCAGAGAAGGGAACCAGCAAGGUUGUAUUCAGAUUUUCUGGGAAGUUGUAGUUUAGGUAAACAUAAUGAAGAUUUUACUGAUUGCAGUACAGUCUCCUUAUCUAUAGAUUUGAUAUGCAUGGUUUUACUUACUGUAGUAAACUCUCCCCUCCAAAGUGUUUGUAGGCCUCUCUAUGUUCUUCACUGCAAUUCUGUGAUAGGUUUCUGGCCCAAAUAUCAGCGAAAUAUAAGGUUUACUUGCAUCCAUGGGGAUCUUAGAAUGGGAGGUAUAUGUAAUAGUUUAACCCUUAAGCUCUUCCUCAUUAAAAAAAUUGCAGGAAAGUCUAGUUAUUUUUCCCCCUCCACAAAUGUCUUGCAGGCAUUACAUUUUUUGUUCAUUGUAAAAUGUAAUACAAUGGUAUAAUUAUCCCCCCCCCUCCCAAGCACAUCUUCUCUGUUGGUUUCUUCUUUUCUGGGUAGGAGAUUUUACUUUUUGGAGCCAACCCGGGAUUUUAUCAGUAUAUUUAUUGUAUGUGACCUCAUUUGUUUUAUGAUUUGUUUUAUUGUUGAUUGACUUGUUUUAUUGAUAUGUUUUUAUAUUGUCUGAUAUCUGGGCUUGGCCCCAUGUAAGCCGCCCCGAGUCCCUUCGGGGAGAUGGGGCGGGGUAUAAAACUAAAAUUAUUAUUAUUAUUACCUUAAGAAAAGAUGAUAAGAACUAUCUAAUGGGAACAUAAAUGAUUAGUGACAAAGAUCGGAAGUCAAACCCCCCCCCCCCCCCCCCCAUUGCUAGUGUAUAUCCCUUCUCACAAUCCCUAAUCCAGACACACUUGCCCGGCCCCUGCCCUCCCUUCCCUGUUCCCCUGCCGUAUGUUGUCUUAUGUUUUAUGUUUGAUGUUUUAAAAGAAACUUCUCAAUAAAAAUGAUACAAAAAAAUAAAAAAAAUAAACUUAACCAAACCUGACUGUUUAAACAAAAUCAAAUAAAUGUGUCAUCCAUAAAUCAAAAUAAAAACACACACUUCUUUACACCAACUUUGGUUGCAAAUGUAUGCAAUUUCCUUGAGAAACCUCUUCCUUCCUUCCCAGGCACCAUUUCUUAAACCCAGAAAGGGAAAACACACGUAGGAGCCGCCUGAAUUCUCACUUGUCUGUCCUUACGGCUGAGUUACAACUCGCUGAGCUUGUUUUGAUUCUGUUACUAUACAAAACGGUGGCUCCCAUCAUGAAAUCAAUAAAGUUUAUUAUUUCACAACG